UCCAGACUACCAGCGGACCGUGGCUGCCUUCUCGAUCAUCAGCAUGAUAAUUAUGGCGAUGGGGCUGACCUUCUCCAUCUACACGUUUUUACACACUCGCUACAUGUACAAACGCUUGGCCGCCUUGAGCCAUGUUGUCUCCGCCGGUUGCGCUCUGAUCGUGAUUGAGGUGGCGGUCACACUCUUCCAAUACCAGGCUGCGAAUCUUCCCAGUCGCCACCCUCCCGGUUCCACUUGGCACUACGGGUUCUCCUUCAUGCUGGCUUGGAUCUCAUUCAUCGGAGAGGCUGCUGCUGCCAUUGCUUUCGGAGUGUGUUCACGCAAGAGAAAGAAGGAAAAGGCACCAGACGACCAGUACGCCAUUGAGGAGGAACCGACUAUCAUUGGCCGAUAGACAGUGCCAUUUGAAGGAAGUGUGUUCUGAGAGAUUUAUUUCUUAUUGGAGAGAUUACUCGCCGACUGCAGUAAAAUUAUUGUGAAGACGUGAAAUGCGAUUUGCAUGGAGGAUUGUUGACUUUCGUAAAGGAGAUUACGGCGAUUUACUUAAGGUACUCGAUUUAUGGUUCUACCUAGUGUAUUAGUUUUGCUACUUUUAUAAAGUUUAGCUCCAGGUAAUUCAUUUGAGGAGUCUAGUGUAGCUGGGAAGGCAUUUUUCAUACAAACACUAGAUCUGAAUUAGCUACCAUAUAAUAAUCAUAUUUUCAAAAUUCCCAUACCACUUGUGCAAAAUGCACAAAUUGUACCUAGAAAUAUUGCAACAGUAUUUGCAUAUACAGGACAACUGAGAAUAUGCACCUGUAGUUAGCAUCAAAAAUAGAUUUUAUUAUUUCUAUUUAAGGUAUCACAUGGUAUAUCUUAAAUAAUAAAUAUAUGAAAGUAUUCCCAGCAAAAAGAGAAAUGACAUCACAGUACUUGAAUGAAAUCUUACAACUGAUAUUUUUUUACUCUCAAAUAUUUUUUUCCAUAUAUCUUGCAAACCAAUGAUGGUUAAGCCAAUUGAAAUAUUCUUGAAGGUCUUUUGAAUUAUAUAUAAACAAAUACCCAUUUCAUACCAGUUAAGUAUUAAAGAAAUUAGUAUCUAAUAAUUCAAAUACUCUGUCUUGAAAAAUGUUAGGCACAUCAACCUGUUCAAAUUCUCGUUCAAGAACAUUUUGAACCUGUUAAUUGUUAAUAUUGCUUUUAGCUGUAUGUCUGUACUUGACUUGCAACAGGUUAGUGAAGCUCUAUUUAUGUUGUUCAUUUUUGAUGAGAUCACAGAAUGUUAAAAAAAUGUUACAUAUUAUAAUUGUCCUAUAUCUUUCAUUCAUAGUUACAUAUAAUAUUCAUUUGUAAAUAAGUGAACAAAGACAAUUUAUUGCAGCAGGUUUUCUUUUUUUUCUCUCUCUUUUUUUUAUGGUUUAAAGUAGUUAGUGAUUUAAGAUUUUUAAUCUUCACUUUACAUAACACAGGGAAUCUGUAGAUGUGUAUAUUUUACAUCUAAUGUAGAUUCAACAAUUGUUUCUUUGUUUCCAACAUACCAAAGGAUAUUUUAGAGAGACAACUAUAAACACAUGUUAAAAUAUGCUGAACAUGUCCUGUGGCUAGUCAUGGAGCCCUUUCGUAUGUUGGUAACAUUCCUUCUUUUUCAGCUCAGUUCUUUCACCGAUAUCCCCCGUACCCCAUGCAUAUAUGUGCGUCCCAAGUUCCAUUUUUGUGACUGCCAGCAUUUACUAGGAAAUAUAGAUUCUAUUCAAGUAUUUAUUCUUUUUUUAUAAGUUAUCAUCAAAAGGUAUCAUAAUUUAUAAUAAUGCAUAAGGUUCCAGUUUUUCUUUUUUUCUUUCUCUUUUUUUUUUACUGGUAAAUUGCUGGUCACUGCAGAUUCUCUAUAUAAUUUAGAAGAGAUAUUAAAUUAUUGAAGUUAUGAUAAGAAGUUAAAAGAAUAUAAAUUCAUAUUAAUCAUUACCACAUUGUAAUAAUUGGUCAAGGCCAUCUUUACUGUCAUGGCAUAGUGUGAAAAAUCAUGAAAGUUCUGAUGUGCGAACUUGACCAUUUUCUUGAAAUUGUGCUGUGUCACUUCAGUGGGAAAAUAUAAUUCCCUAACCAAAUACUUUCUGUCUUGAAACUUUCAAUGUGUGUUCUCCAUACUGCCAUUCCCCUUCCAUGGAUACUGUUUAUUACAAUAAAAGACAUUUACCUA
Messenger RNA from Penaeus chinensis, 2176 nucleotides. RefSeq lists its product as uncharacterized. The transcript has 3 exons. The record is from RefSeq and is a predicted model, not a curated record. Lineage: Eukaryota; Metazoa; Arthropoda; Malacostraca; Decapoda; Penaeidae. The coding region runs from base 44 to 394 and encodes 116 amino acids.